Seminavis robusta is the source of this 2403-nucleotide messenger RNA. The record is from the annotation of a GenBank genome assembly. Lineage: Eukaryota; Bacillariophyta; Bacillariophyceae; Naviculales; Naviculaceae.
AUGAUGAUGAGGCUACCCACCUCUACUAGUAGAUCGGCUCUUGGAGUCUGGUGGUUCCUAGUAUUGCUCCCAUGUUCCUUUGGCUUUUUGCCCUACCGAAAUUAUAAUGGAAGCUUUCGGUCCUACCAGUACUAUGCGUCCCAGGAGGUGUCAACAACCACAACAGUUACUGCUGCCACAACUGCUACAGCCAGCGAAUCUGCAACAGAACGAAAUAUGUUUCAUGACUAUGACAAGCCCAUCUUGCUGAUUGGAUCCUCCUCUUCAGGAGAAAAGAAUGAAUUGAACGAACUGGCCAAUGGAUUUCUACAAGAGCACUUUCCGUCGGCGUCCGUGGUGGUACCGUACAAUGGCGACUUGUUGCUGGAAGAAAUUCAUUCCCGAUCGUUUGCGUGGCCCAAUAUUGUCCUGGUCGAUUUUGCCACUUUAGAUGAUUCUGCCAAAGAAAAAGAUGCCAAGGAGACGGUCCAACGUCUCUAUCAAGAUGCCGGACUCUUAUCGAUUUACGUCAAUGUCCAGCACCAAGCGUCGACGGAAUUGGAAGACUCUGUCUUGGUUCCGUACUCGGACUAUGAACUCUGUAUUGCUUCGCAAGAUGAUUCGGAACACAUCCAAUGGGAAUUGACACGGCUGGUAGCCCGGGCGCGAUUGGCCCCCGCCAUUCCCGGCUCCACACAACCCUCCUCGAACACGGCCCACUUGACCAUGGGACAACACACUUUUUUUCUCUCGCUCAGUUUUCCCGAGAUAUCUCAGGUUCAACCGUACGUGAAUCAAAUGUGCAAAGACGUGGAUGCCAUGGAAUAUCGGGCCGAUUUGUUGGACUGUCGCGAUUCUCGCUUUGAGUUGUUGCACGGAAUGCAAUUGUUGCGUCAAUACUGUCGUCCCCAUUUACUGCGAAACCCGGCAUUGCCAUUUUCCGGCAGUGCAAUCCUGGAAGAUGUCAUGCCCAUUGUCUAUACCGUGCGGACGCAACAUCAAGCUGGAACCUAUCCCGAUGACACGGCCAACGGAAUUCCGAAAAUGUUUGAAUUGUUGCACUGGGGAUUGCGCGGCGGCGUCGAAGUCCUCGAUGUUGAAAGUGCCUGGGAUCCCGUCGCCACUAAAGCGCUCUUGGAUACGGCCGAACAACGGUAUGCCAGUCAAAUAUUGGGCAGUCAUCAUGUGGUGGGAACAGAAAUUUCGACGCCCGAAGCCGUUCAACUCUUUCAACAAUGUGCUUUGGACGGAAAAGCUCAUGGGGCCAAGGUCGUAUUAUCGAUUGACUCGGACGACAAGGAUCGCAUGGCCCACGAUGCCGCCAUGAUUGCCACCAGUUUGGCCAAACGCGACGGCAAACCGGUGAUUCCCAAUAUUUCGCUCAUUCUGGGUGACGUGGGACAAUUCUCGCGCAUUAUCAAUCUACCCUUUACACCCGUCACACACGAAUCGUUGCCCUUCAAGGCGGCACCCGGCCAAUUGUCCGCCAAGGAAAUCAUGACGACACGAUUGUUGACCAAAAUUAUCGAACCGCAAAAUUAUUGCAUUUUGGGACAUAAUAUUGCCUACUCGGUCAGUCCGCAAAUGCAGGGGGCGGCAUUUGCCGCCGUCCGAUUGCCGCAUGUUUAUGGACGGGCCGAUGUCGAGACGGUACAAGAAUUUGUCGAAUCCGAUUUCUUUCAGGGAGACAACUUUGGGGGAUGUUCUGUAACGAUCCCGCACAAACAGGCGAUUAUCCCCUAUGUGGAUGUCAUGAGUGAUGCCGCCGAAACGAUUGGAAGCGUCAAUACGCUCAUUGCCAAGUACGAGGUGGGUGAUGAUGACGACGAGAGUGAUGUCAUGAAGCGAGUCAUGUACGGCGACAAUACCGAUUGGAAGGGAAUCUUUAAUCCCUUGGAACGGCAAAUUGGAGUUUCGAGUGGCGGAUGGGCACUGAUUUUGGGAGGUGGUGGGACCGCUCGAGCCGCAGCCUACGCAGCCACCAAACUAGGACUGAACCGAGUGUACUACAACCGCACUCCCUCCAAGGCUGCUGAUUUGGCCGAGUCCUUUGGAGGAACUGUGAUUUCGAGCUUGGACGAGGAAGGAAAAGAGGAUUGCCUGGGAGCAUUGCUUCAAAAAGAAGGAGCCACGAUCAGUGACAUUCGAGUGGUCAUUAGUACGCUUCCCGCGGGAGCCGAGUUUGUAUUGCCCGAGUGGGUGCUGUCGUCUUCCAAACCUGUCAUUUUCGAUGUCAACUACAAGCCGUAUCAUACCAAACUGUUGGAUCAGGCCGAGGCUGCUGGCUGUCCGGUUGUACGAGGAUCGGAAAUGCUGUGGGAGCAAGGUGUGGGUCAGUUCGAGCUCUGGACAGGAAGAACCGCACCGUACGGAGUCAUGAAAUCGGUGGUGUUGGACAACUGUUUGCCCACCAAGGACGAAUAG